Messenger RNA from Miscanthus lutarioriparius, 702 nucleotides. The record is from the annotation of a GenBank genome assembly. NCBI's taxonomy places the organism in Eukaryota, Viridiplantae, Streptophyta, Magnoliopsida, Poales, Poaceae.
AUGGUAGACAUAAUUUUUACCAGAGCUGGGAAUUUAGCUCGCAUUAAAGUGGCGGUUCUUGACCCCAAAAAAAUUCCACAAACCCUUGAGGUGGUGUUUGGAAAAUAUUUGCAUGCCAUUUAUUUCAUUGUGGAGGAAGGGGAUGGAUCGGGAGCACAUUCUAGUGCAGACCAGGAUAAAGAUCCAAUGGAUGAAGAUGAUGAUCUUCUAAAAGUACCCGAGCAAUCUAAGCACAUGGACAAUCAGGUUAACGUUAUUGCAACCCAAUGUGCUGAUUUACCAUCAGAGGCGUGGUACAGGAAGCAAGCAGAGUGUAUUUUGGGUAAUGUAGUUGAUGUUGUGCUAGAUGAAAUAGCUUCACAUGUGAUGCAAGAGGAUGAUGCGGAGGUGAAUACAAGACUUCCAACAACCCCUUGCAAGAGAGUGUGGCCACAAACUCCGAUUAGAGGGAGCAAAAGGAGGGAAGCCACGGCUGAUGAAGACUCGUUGGAUAGAGCCGAACGCCUUGUGGCUAUGAAGAACUUGGAGAUUCCAGCAAAGAAUGGUAAGAAUUUUAACAAUUCAGUUUUAUCCAUUUCUGAUAAUGCCAUUUCUUCAAAUCUUAAUAAUGUUGGGAUCUCUCUUGGUUCAAAUGAGAAUGACAUCUUUAGGUCUAUUUCUGAAAUUAAAAGCAGUGAGCUUGAUAAAAUUCAUGCAAACUAG